Messenger RNA from Mastomys coucha (southern multimammate mouse), 1069 nucleotides. Its product is annotated as olfactory receptor 11G2-like. The transcript has a single exon. Bases 80 to 1015 code for a protein of 311 amino acids. Gene Ontology annotation, molecular function: olfactory receptor activity; G protein-coupled receptor activity. Gene Ontology annotation, biological process: G protein-coupled receptor signaling pathway. Gene Ontology annotation, cellular component: membrane. Lineage: Eukaryota; Metazoa; Chordata; Mammalia; Rodentia; Muridae. The record is from RefSeq and is a predicted model, not a curated record.
UAUAUGUGCAAAAAUGAAACUCCCUCGGCUAUUUCUAGAAUAUUAAACAAUUUCUGGUGCAUUCACAGGCCACAGACAGAUGAAAACCUUCAGCAGCCCCAACAACUCCAGCACCAUCACUGGAUUCAUCCUCUUGGGCUUCCCUUGCCCCAGGGAGGGGCAAAUCCUCCUCUUUGUGCUCUUCUUCAUUGUCUACCUCCUUACCCUCAUGGGCAACGCUUCCAUCAUCUCUGCAGUAUGCUGGGAUCAAAAACUCCACACACCCAUGUACCUCCUGCUGGCCAACUUCUCCUUCCUGGAGAUCUGGUAUGUCACCUCCACAGUCCCCAACAUGUUGGCCAACUUCCUCUCUGACACCAAGGUCAUCUCUUUCUCUGGAUGCUUCCUGCAGUUCUAUUUCUUCUUCUCCUUGGGUUCUACAGAAUGCUUUUUCCUGGCAGUCAUGGCAUUUGAUCGCUACCUUGCCAUCUGCAGACCUCUACAUUAUCCUGCUCUCAUGACUGGACGCCUCUGCAACAUCCUUGUGAUCAGUUGCUGGGUGCUUGGUUUCCUCUGGUUCCCUGUUCCCAUCAUCAUCAUCUCCCAGAUGUCCUUCUGUGGGUCCAGAAUUAUAGACCAUUUCCUGUGUGACCCAGGCCCUCUAUUGGCCCUUGCCUGUUCCAGAGCCCCAUUGAUGGAGGUUUUCUGGACAAUUAUAACAUCUCUUAUUCUCUUUAUUCCUUUCCUCUUCAUCAUGGGAUCUUAUACAUUGGUCCUGAGAGCUGUGUUUAGAGUUCCUUCAAGAGAUGGACAAAAAAAGGCUUUCUCCACUUGUGGGUCUCAUCUCACAGUGGUUUUACUCUUUUAUGGCUCAGUGAUGAUAAUGUAUGUGAGCCCAACAUCUGAGCAUGAAGCUGGAAUGCAGAAGCUUGUGACUCUGUUUUAUUCUGUAGUUACUCCACUCCUUAAUCCUGUGAUAUACAGUCUAAGGAACAAAGAUAUGAAAUAUGCCCUGCAGAAGAUCUUAAGAACAUAAACAUUGGAAUUUUAAGCAACCAAACAUAUUUAACUACAUAUACAUAUAUUUGAA